UCUAGCUGUUAUUAGCAGGAAAAUCAUGAAUUUUCUAUUGAAAUCGAUGUAGAUCACUUGGGAACAAUUUGGGAUAUUUUAGGGGCUAAUAUUCACCGAAUAUAUUAGAACAAAAGUUAAUUAUAGAAAUUGAAAUUACGUGGUGUGACUAAACAUAACCUAUCAUACAAAAGUCAGCGAACAACAACAACAAGCACUUUCGACACGUGAAUUCCACGAGAUAAUAUGGAAGACUUUGUUCCAACUCGUUGUGCCCAAGUGAACAAAAACCUUGCGAACGACUUCGUGAGUGUCAAGUACACAGCCCACAAGAAGAAAAUCCCAUCCCCAAACGACGAUUCUAAAAGCAAACUGGAGCCAGAUGCUGGCAAAACCUCGGUUGAGGACGCGAGACGUCAACAGGAGCGCGAGAUGAAGAGACUCCGGUGGGAUGUCAUGAAAUUUGGAACCUCUGGGUUCUCAGGGGCCAGGAAGAACAAGGCUAAAGUCGCUCUUGUCCUCCAGCUCGGUGGGAAACCAGUGAAAAGUCGGAAGAACGAGAAUUAUAGAGAACUUAAGGUGAAGAAGGCCAGGGAGAAGGCGAGGAUCGAGAGGAUCAAGAAGCGGGAGUCGGGCUUUGCUCAUAGUUUAGUUAAAGUUAAUGCUAAGACGAAGAGGAAAAAGGAGUCAGGUAUUUUGGAUGUCUAUGGGAAGGUCGAAAAGAAGAAGAACGUGAGGAGAUAAUUACAAUUAUUUUUUAAAUUUUAUUAUUAUUCACUAUCUACGAUUUUUCAAUUUUUUUUUCAUAGUCUUUUGAUGAUUUUUGGUAAAUUCAGUGAAAUUUAUUUUUAUUUUCGAGACAAUUCAAUUUUUUAAGAGAUAAAGAGUGAAAUUGGUUAUUUUUAUUGUUCAUUGCCAGAUUAUUUGAAACGUAAUUGAUUUAGAGAGAGAAAUUACUGAAAUAUUUUUUCGAAAUUCCAUAAACUGUGAAAAAAAAAUUAUUAAAAAGCUACAAAAAAUAAGAAAGUAGAUGAAAAUGAAGAGUCGAUCCCAAUUAUCUUUAAAAUGUUUUUAUUACUGAUCUACAAUCUCUCAAUUUCUCCGUCUCCAUAACUUCGUCAUUAAUUAAUCAUCACAUAUUGUAAUCUACCCGACAAACAACAAGUAAUAAAAUAAUAUACAUUUGUAUAAUA
Molecule: messenger RNA, 1172 nt
Organism: Diachasma alloeum
Lineage: Eukaryota; Metazoa; Arthropoda; Insecta; Hymenoptera; Braconidae
Exons: 2
Coding region: 226-723 (165 amino acids)
Source: RefSeq, a predicted model, not a curated record